Molecule: messenger RNA, 873 nt
Organism: Symbiodinium necroappetens
Lineage: Eukaryota; Dinophyceae; Suessiales; Symbiodiniaceae
Source: the annotation of a GenBank genome assembly
AUGACCGAGUCGGAGGGCUUCCUUGCAGCACAGCCCGUCCCCGGAAGCUUCAUGCUUGUCAUGAACGAUGCCCUGAAGCACAUCAAAUUUGCUGGUGUGGGGGGACGUAUGCCGCUGAACCUGUUGAUAUCAUCGUUGAUGCUGGAAGCUCCUCUGCUGAUGCUCCAACAGACGACCCUCAGUGCCGGAGCUCGCGCCACCCAGAAUGCAGAUACCGCCGCCGACGAGCCAAUGCCCUCCGUAGAGGAGAGGAUCUUCGUGGCCAAGGACAAAAGCGCGUCGAAAGACAUCGCCGGCCGUGGCAUGGCAUCCUUCGAAGGCGAGGCGACCAGAAAGGCUACGGCUAAGCUCGCGUUGAACAAGGCGAAAGCCAAAGGGUAUGACGCGGUGCUCGACCGCUACAACAAAGACAAUGUCUUUUCCUGCCCGCUCACUGCAAUUGGCUCUACAAGACGGUCGGCCUGUAUUGUGGCUUGUUUGAACAGCGCUCAUCUCCCGAAUCCGGUACGCACAAUGAUAAUGGCCCAACGAAAAUUGGCUGUGGGAUCGAACGCAUCAGUGAGCCAGAACACUGGAUUCACUGGAUUCAAGCGCGGUGAAAUCCCACAUUGCCGCCUGGUCUACUUUAACGACAUCGGCAAUGAGUUGUGCGCAGCGGCACCACAUGGACAGGAGCCGAAGGGCAACGGCAAGAGCACGAGCACCAAACGCAAAGGCAAGUCAGUGUUGGACUUCUGCCGUUCAAACGGCAUUGUCGUCGAAGCCUUCGCGUGGAAUCGUCUGGAAGUGUUGGUGCAGCAGGAGCUGUUGGACUUGGCGCAGUCCUUGGCACCCCAUAGCACCAACGAAGUGCAUCGGGACUUUGCCCAGCAG